Bombyx mandarina (wild silkworm) is the source of this 726-nucleotide messenger RNA. Its product is annotated as cuticle protein-like. The record is from RefSeq and is a predicted model, not a curated record. Lineage: Eukaryota; Metazoa; Arthropoda; Insecta; Lepidoptera; Bombycidae. Gene Ontology annotation, cellular component: extracellular matrix.
AGGUCACCUAGUCAAGUUACUGACCAAUUUUAAAUCUCUAAGCCGAUUAGUAUAUAAAGGCUGAACGAGAUGUCUAAUUAUCAUUCAAUCAUUGGAUAUUGAAGAUACAUAAACAAAAUAAUGAUUUCCAAAAUUGUUGUACUGUGUGCCUUUGUGGCAGUCUCGCAGGCCGGUCUCUUGGCUGCGCCCGUGCACUACUCUCCCGCUGAGGCUGUUUCCUCCCAAAGCAUCGUACGUCAUGAUCAGGCUCACGGCACUAAGCUUGUAGCUCCCGUUGCCAAGCUCGCCAUUGCCGCACCCGUUGCAUACCACGCUGCUCCAGCUCCGAUCGCCUACCACGCUGCCCCCGCUCCCAUCGCCUACCAUGCCCCCAUCGCCAAAGUGCUAGCUCACCGUGAAGACCAAGAAAUCGCUUAUCCAAAAUACGAGUACAACUACUCAGUAGCUGACGGUCACUCCGGCGACAACAAGUCCCAACAAGAGAUCCGCGAUGGUGAUGUUGUAAAGGGUUCAUACUCCUUCCACGAAGCUGACGGCUCUAUCAGAACUGUUGAGUACACCGCUGACGACCACAACGGUUUCAACGCGGUCGUCCACAACACUGCCCCUACCGCUGCCCCCACACACAUCAAGGCUUUGCCUGCACUCCAAUACUACCAUCACUAAAUUAUUUAGAAAUGUAGGACUGUUAUAACUCUAAUGACUGUUGAUUAUUUAAUUUAUUAU